AUCCCAGUCCUCAAUAAUUAUUUAAAAUAAUCUUCAAUGUAAUACAUAAGAUAAUUAUAGCUAAAUAUAUGAAACACGAAACAUGAACAUACUGAGGCGACCCUAGGGCGCAGGGGUGACAGAGAGCUGCAUCUCUUGGAUUUCCUCCCGGGUCUUUUGGGGGCUAUAAAUGUGUUGGCGGGAUCCUUACAAUCAAUUGUGAUUGUGAAGAAAAUUUGAUUUGUGAAACUUAUAAAUGAUCUGACCUGUGCUUUCAUUUAUUUAGUUUUUUAUUAUUUUUUAAUCCUUUUUUUCCUGAGAACUGUGCAUUUGGAUCUUCUCUGUAUAUAUACAUAUAUAUACAGUACCUCGUUACAACACCAGUCUGUUUCUCUUAGUUAAUAAUUACACAGUACAACACUGUUUUUUUUGGAACAGGUUCCCAGCCUCUUUACUAUAGGACUUAUAAAGCUGAGGACUGGAGGAUCUGCUUCCUUUGAUGCUCAUUUUUAACCAGGCUUAUUACUCUGCCAUAGAAUUACACACAAUUGUAUUUUUAAGGCGAGGCAAGUAAACAAGAAGAUUUUUAAAAUACUGUUUGAGUAAACAAAACUUUUACACUAUUAAUCAGACUGAACACUGUGAAGACUCAGUUAUCAUAAAUCAGUGAUCAGAUGGAGACCCAACAAAGUGCUGUGGGUUUAGACUGGAUCAAUGGCAGCAGUGUUUUAGUGUUUCUGUGUGUUUUUCUGCUGUUGGCUGAUCUUUGGAAGAACAGAGCCCCAAAAAACUUCCCUCCAGGUCCGUGGUCCCUGCCUGUAAUUGGAGACCUUCAUCGCAUCAUAUUUGGCAACAUUCAUCUGCAGCUCACUGAGCUUGCAGAGAAAUAUGGAAAUGUUUUCAGCCUUCGUCUUUUUGGUGGAAGAGUUGUGGUCGUUUAUGGAUACAAGCUGGUGAGAGAAUCACUGGUUGAAAAUGGAGAGGACUACACUGAUCGACCCAUCAAACCGGCGUUUGAAGAAUUGAUUCAGAAAGCUGGUACUGGUCUUGUGAGGGCAAAUGGUUCCCCCUGGAGACACCAGAGGAGGUUUGCUCUUCACACUCUCAGGAACUUUGGUUUGGGUAAGAAGACUCUGGAGCUGUGCAUCCAGCAGGAGUGUCACUAUCUCACUGAGGCUCUAGCACUUCACCAAGGAAAGCCUUUCAACGCCAAGUCACUGAUAAACAAUGCUGUGUCCAACAUCAUCUGCUGCCUGGUGUUUGGGGAGCGAUAUGAAUACAGUGACAAGCAGUACCAGCGCAUUCUUCAUUGUUUUAAUAAGAUAGUCCACCUGCAGGGAAGUGUGGGAAUACAGAUAGCCAACACAUUACCAAGGCUGAUGAAGUGGCUGCCUGGACCUCACAAGACGGUCGUCGCUCUGCUACAGGAGAUAAUUGCCUUCAUAAAGAUCAAGAUCAACGAACACAAAGAAACCCUGGACCCCUCCUCACCCAGAGACUACAUCGAUUCCUUCCUCAUAGAAAUGGGAGAGGAUCACAAGGAUUCUAGUUUUGAUUUAAACAAGUUGUGCUUUUGCACACUGGACCUGUUUGGUGCUGGAACUGAAACUACCACCACUACUUUACACUGGGGACUGUUGUACAUGAUCUACUACCCUCACAUACAAGAGCGAGUCCAGGCUGAGAUAGAUGCUGUGGUUGGUUCCUCCAGACAACCUUCUGCGUCUGACAGAGACAACAUGCCCUACACUAAUGCUGUCAUCCAUGAGAUCCAAAGAAUGAGCGACAUCUUCCCCCUCAAUGUGCCUCGCAGGACAAGCAAAGACACUGUCCUCGACAGGUUCACAAUCCCAAAGGGCACAAUAGUUCUGGCAACACUAAACUCUGUUCUUAAUGAUGAGUCCAUGUGGGAAACUCCACACUCCUUCAAUCCUCAUCACUUUUUGGAACCUAAUGGCAAAUUCAGAAAAAGAGACGCCUUCAUUCCCUUCUCAGCGGGUAAGCGUGUGUGUCUCGGGGAACAACUAGCCAGGAUGGAGCUGUUCCUCUUCUUCACCUCCCUCCUUCAGAGGUUUUCCUUCUCACCAGCUCCUGGAGAGCAGCCCAGUCUGGAGUUCAUCCUUGGAGCUACUCGCUGCCCCAAACCGUACCGCCUCUGUGCUGUACCACGAUGAACUGUCCUAAACUAAA
Betta splendens (Siamese fighting fish) is the source of this 2169-nucleotide messenger RNA. Its product is annotated as cytochrome P450 2J4-like. Bases 654 to 2153 code for a protein of 499 amino acids. Gene Ontology annotation, biological process: xenobiotic metabolic process. The record is from RefSeq and is a predicted model, not a curated record. Gene Ontology annotation, cellular component: cytoplasm; intracellular membrane-bounded organelle. The transcript has 9 exons. Lineage: Eukaryota; Metazoa; Chordata; Actinopteri; Anabantiformes; Osphronemidae. Gene Ontology annotation, molecular function: heme binding; iron ion binding; oxidoreductase activity, acting on paired donors, with incorporation or reduction of molecular oxygen, reduced flavin or flavoprotein as one donor, and incorporation of one atom of oxygen.